AUGCUUUCCCUUCACGGGUCCUCUCCUUCAUUAAACUCAUUUUAUCGGAGCAAACUGUGGUCGCAUGCGGCAUCUCAAGUGGAUUUCUGGUACAUUUUGGCCAUAACGCCAAAUUUCUGUGACUGUUCGUUUAUCCGUCUGCUCAGCUCUUUGACUGCCAGGCCUCCAAAGUUGUACUGUUUUAUUCAAAAUGGACAUCACUCACUGACAAUGUCUUUGCUUGAUUGCCGAAAACCCCUUCCCCCCAAUUUAUUCUUCGCGAUCGCUUUUACUCCGGUUAGCGAUGGAUCCUUGAUCCAGGCGUCUCCUUUUUGCUGGUUUUGCUCUAUUCCUGUUAUCUUCGAGAUUGCCUAA
Molecule: messenger RNA, 354 nt
Organism: Protopolystoma xenopodis
Lineage: Eukaryota; Metazoa; Platyhelminthes; Monogenea; Polystomatidea; Polystomatidae
Source: the annotation of a GenBank genome assembly